Messenger RNA from Oncorhynchus gorbuscha (pink salmon), 2233 nucleotides. RefSeq names its product ADP-sugar pyrophosphatase-like. Gene Ontology annotation, molecular function: ADP-ribose diphosphatase activity. The record is from RefSeq and is a predicted model, not a curated record. Gene Ontology annotation, cellular component: nucleus. Gene Ontology annotation, biological process: ribose phosphate metabolic process; nucleoside phosphate metabolic process. The transcript is spliced from 10 exons. The coding region runs from base 807 to 1508 and encodes 233 amino acids. Lineage: Eukaryota; Metazoa; Chordata; Actinopteri; Salmoniformes; Salmonidae.
GUAUAUAGCUAACUAGUUAGCAAAAUUACAGCCUCAAACGAAUGCCUACAAAAUAGUGUGAAUGUUCUUUACAAGCCAGAAUGUUGAAUAUAAUUACAUUAACUUGCUAUACUGGUUUUCUGUGCGGCUUGUCAAAACUAUUGUUUACCCGACAUUUUACUGAGCUGGUAGUUGGUUCGGUUCAGCAUCGAGAUAAAGUUAGUUUUAUGUGGGAUAUUAGGUUCUCUCGUCUAACUAUUUAACCAAGCAUGCCAUGAAAUGUGUGUAUUCCGAAUCUAAAAAAAAAUGUUAAGAUUGAAAUUCGAAUUUAAAAAAUGACACAAUGAAAACUUCACACACUAAAAAGUAUGUAAAUAUUCUCCAUCCACCCCGAUUCAGAAUGGCCUAUGUAAAAUGACCUAGGUGCCAAACCGAACCAUAUAGAGGACACAGUAUAAAUCAUAAUACCCAUAAAACCUUGCAUUCAAAAGGGAAAUGGUUCCAAUCGUUUUUCUGCCAUUCAUUUUUCCCAUAGGGGAUUUGAGAAACACUUAAAAUAAGGGCUGUGUUUUGUGUAGGCUUACCCAGGCGUGACGUUUUGAUAACUGUUUAAAUCUCUCUCCGACAAGAUUACUUUUAUCAAUAUAACGGAUUUGUAGUCUUGCAAGAAGUCUACUUUGACUUUAACUAGCAUUUUUUAAUCUGAAAGUAAAUAGAUCCGAAUACAUUAAUAGUCACCUUGUCCGUGGGAGAUUUGCAUGUUUAUCAAAACGUCAUGCCAGGUUAAGCCUACAUGAAACACAGACCUUAUUUUAAGGGAUUCUAAAAUGAAUGGUGGAAAAAAGAUUGGUACGAUUUCCGCAGACAACAGUACUGGAAAGAUGAGCAGCCCUCCCAAACCGACAACCAUACCUCACAUUGUAAAAGAGGAGGUCAUUGCAUCUGGGAAAUGGUUGAAACUUGAGAAGACCACCUAUGUGGACCCUGUUGGAAACACAAGAACUUGGGAGACUACGAAAAGGACAACCAGACAGGCCAAUGCAGCAGAUGGUGUGGGGAUCAUCGCCCUCCUGAAGAGGACCCUCCACAAAGACUGCGUAGUCAUGGUGAAGCAGUUCCGUCCACCAAUGGGGUGCUGUACCCUAGAAUUCCCUGCAGGUCUGAUUGACGAGGGUGAGAGUGCAGAGAUUGCUGCUCUGCGAGAGCUGAAGGAGGAGACUGGUUACAAGGGGGAGGUGGUAGGAGUCACCCCAGUGACCUGCUUGGACCCUGGCCUCUCUAACUGCACCACACAGAUCGUCAUGGUUAACAUCAAUGGAGACGACCUCGAAAACACCAACCCCACACAACAGCUGGGUGAUGGAGAAUUUGUUGAAGUUCUUCUUCUACCUCUUGAUGAAUUCCAGAGGGAAAUUGAUGACCUGAUGAAGAAGGAGAAGAUUGUGGUGGACUCUAAGGUUUACAUCUACGGCAUGGGGAUGUCCCAGGCCUUCUUUAAACCCAAUGAACUCCGAGUGCUCAAACAGUGAGAGAAGGAUGGGGAGAGAAAGUAAAGUGGAGAGAGUAGACUAGAUUGAUGGGAAUAGAGGGAGAGGGUAUAUGCUGCCGACUCCUUUUUUUCUAGUCUCUCUGUUACACUACGAAUAUGGACUAAGCCAGGGACAAAACUGUCAACAGGGUGGCCAUUUUGUGGCUUUAAGCUGUCAUCUUGGGGAUCAGGCCAUGAGAUUUAUGGAGUGUUACCCUACAGCUUGUAUUUUCCAAGACCCACCGCCGUUAUCAGUAUCCUCUCUUUAUAUUGAGGUAUGCGCCAUACGUCCCUGCACCUUUACCUGUGGGGAUAGUCAUAAUUAGAUACCAUAUUUGUGGUUAAUGUGAUAUUACAAGCUGUCCGAUAAUACAAAUUCUUACACUGAUUGGAAAAUAUUUUCUAAAUUCUAACUGUGAUUACAUACUGGAACAUUCCCAACUUUCACUAACUCGACUACAGCUUCACUGUAAAAUAACUUUUAGGUACUGGUAUAAUAAUGUGCCUUGAAAGAUGUUACUCGCAACUGCAAUACUUUUGUGCAUGUCGGUGCAUUUAUGUUGACACCCAUUAGUUCACACCAAUGUUCUGUUAGACCAAGGUGCAGGUGUAGAUGUCUCCUUCCUGGUAUGAAGCUGACAUGCAGCUGAUCCUCACAUUUUAUUUAGCAAUUAACAGUAAUUGAAUUAACUUGAUGUCAAUAAACGUGUUAUUCUUAAAGAAACA